AUGGCAGAAUACUCGAGUCAAGACGCACAACCAGAACACGCUCCGCCCAUGGACAUUGCGCCCGAACACGUGCCCGCAGACUCUCAGGAGCCGCCCCAGAAGCACAUGGACCAAACUAUGGACGCCGUUGCCGUCGCCGAAGACAGCAUGAACACAACAAUCACCGCCUCGACCGUUGGCCCACCGCCCGACUUCAGUCAUAACAACAGCCCAAAUCCCCCCGCCCAUGAGCUGCGACCGUCGACGUCGUACUCGGACACCGCCUAUCAAUAUACUACACAUAAUGGUUCGCGCUUCAACACAUCUUCAGAUGCCGACACACCGCCGCGACAUGGCUACUAUGACGGCAGCAAAGAGACACACAUGGGCCAGUCGCACUCACGGCCGAGCUCGCAGAUGGGACGCUAUCCAACCUCAGAGGGCGGCGCGCGCUCAAAUUCAUACCAGGAGCAACGGAGCGCGCAGCAACAACAGCAGCAAGAGGCCGCCAAGAAUGCCAGUGUGGUCAUCAAGGUCGGCAUGGUGGGCGACGCACAGAUUGGCAAGACCAGCCUGAUGGUCAAGUACGUCGAGGGCAGCUGGGACGAGGACUACAUCCAAACAUUGGGUGUCAACUUUAUGGAAAAAACAAUCUCAAUCCGCAACACGGAAAUCACCUUCUCCAUCUGGGACCUGGGCGGUCAACGUGAAUUCGUAAACAUGCUGCCGCUCGUCUGCAACGACGCCGUCGCUAUACUCUUCAUGUUCGAUCUGACGCGAAAGAGCACACUCAACUCCAUCAAGGAAUGGUACCGCCAAGGGAGGGGGUUCAACAAGACUGCCAUCCCGUUCUUGGUAGGCACAAAGUACGAUCACUUUGUCAACUUCCCCCGGGAGGAGCAGGAAGAGAUCUCCAACCAGGCUAAGCGCUUUGCCAGGGCGAUGAAGGCUAGUCUCAUCUUCAGCUCAACCAGUCACAGCAUCAAUGUGCAAAAGAUCUUCAAGAUCGUGCUGUCCAAAGCCUUUGAUCUAAAGUGCACCAUUCCCGAGAUAGAAAACAUUGGUGAGCCACUGCUCCUCUACCAAGCCGUCUAGUCGCCGGACCGUAGAGUCAGACCCAGGACAGAAGGAACCAAGGCGAACCUAUCUGAAGGGCAGAUGGGACGCGUCUUUUAUCGGAACGUUACCAUGAGCGAAUGACUUGAAUGAUUUAUUUGCGUGGGAUUGCAUGGCUCGGCGAUUGGAGCAAGGUCAUCUAUACAUGGCGGGUUAAAACCGGCGUUCUUCUGCUUUGUAUUUGCGGAAGGGCUUGUACGAUUCAGAGCGAUGAGAGCUCGGCUGGGUCGGAGGUUUCGCG
This is a messenger RNA of Pyrenophora tritici-repentis Pt-1C-BFP, 1336 nucleotides long. Its product is annotated as GTPase SAR1 and related small G protein. Gene Ontology annotation, biological process: positive regulation of mitotic division septum assembly. Gene Ontology annotation, cellular component: spindle pole body. Gene Ontology annotation, molecular function: GTPase activity; GTP binding. The record is from RefSeq and is a predicted model, not a curated record. Lineage: Eukaryota; Fungi; Ascomycota; Dothideomycetes; Pleosporales; Pleosporaceae.